ACAAGCUUUUAUUUAUUAAGCUUCUACUAUGCGAGACUGCGGACUGCAGACUGUAAGACAAACUCCAUCCAUAAAACCCCAGGCCCUGUUCUCAAGGAGGUCGCCGUCUAUGGGGGAUUGUUUGUUCCUUCUCGAAGGGGACCAUGACUUUAGGAAGGUGACGCUAACUUGCAAGUGGAUUGCCUAAGUGAGCGAGGGCUGGGCAAAGUCACCAGCUUCAUUUUAUCUACUGUGGGAGACAAUAUGCAAACAAUCGUUCGAAAAAAGAUGAAAAAAUACAAGAUAAAUCAGAGAUACUGGGAUCAGGAAAGACUUCUCAUAGAAGAAAAGAUUUGAACUGGAAUUUGAAGCCAGAAGGAAGAGACAAGGAGGAGAAUUGCAAGCGGGACAGCCAGUGAGCCCUCGGGACCCGAGUAUCUGGUGGGAUGAAUAGCAGAGUCCAAGAUUAAUUACCCCAGGGACGAGUUAAGGGGUGAGGUGAAAGACAAGGGUUCUUAAACUUUUCCCACCCAGGAGCCCUUUUCACUUGAGAAGUUUUUACGGGCUCGGGUAUACAGACGUAUGAAAUAGGCGUACAAAUCAAACAUUUGCUGAUCAUAAAUCAUUCCGUGACUUUCACAUUCAGUUUGGAGACCCCGUUAAGAAGUUAAGGUAUAAGAGGGCCGAGUUAGGAAGGGAGGAGUUCCCAUUGGUCCCGGAGAAGACAGGGAGUCCCUGGAGUUACUGGGCGAGUAGCACGGUGGGACCCACACGUUGGAAAGAUUACUUUGUGAUAGGCUCGGGGACCCAAGAGGGAUGCAACUCUGCUCUCCAGGACGGCUCCUUAGGAAAUCUUGGCUUUCCACACCCAAAAUGUUUUCUGCUCGCAGCGCUGGCCGGACUUGAGCAAAACCCUGACAAUCUCCUUUUCACUGAGGGGCGGAGGAGGUUGGUCACCUCUCACUGGGGUGCAGUGGCAGCCAGUCCCCUUCAGGAUAAACAACAAUCCCCCACAACAGUGACCUCCUUGACAACAGGGCCUGGGGUUUUAGGGAUGGAGUUGGUCCUUCUUUAGUCUGCAGGUGUGCAGAGAUGGUUAAAGGAGGUGGGGGUAGGGGGGCACCCAGACCCUCAGCUGGGGCCAGGCUUUCGUGCACUCUGCCCCCCCGGGAACGCCCCUCCUAAAGCCUCGCGAGCUUUUUUCUGUUCCCCCCUCGCUUGUAGAAGCGAGCGCUUCCGUAGUUAGGGCUUCAUUCAUUUGGAACUCGCUCUCCCGGCCCGGAGCCUGCGCGCUAGGCAGAGAAACAGCUUUCAAAAGCACCGCCAGCCACGCCUGACGCACAACUCGGCUUUGGGGAACCUCGCCGACGUCGGGAUUUCUCUUUCCCUCCCCGUCCCGCCUUCCUAUAGCGUUUGGACUCUAGUCCCUGCUAAGCGACGCCCUGGGCCCCCGAGGCACUCUGGGACGUACAGUUCGGGGGCGGCACCGCCCUCGGCGUUUCCAUUCGCUUUAGUGCUUUUUGAAAGGCCAGGGUAGAAAGAGAAGCGGACCUUUUUUGCCACGUGCCCAGGCCCAGUGUCCUCUGGGAGUUGUAGUCGGCAGCGGGGGCGGGGUUAGGGGCGGGCGCUGCCAGUAAGGAGACGUAGCUCUCCGUUGGGGGUGUGCAUCGGCAGCCCAUCGGACGAAGCUGGCGGGCUGAGUGGCCGCUCGGAGCCGGUCCCUCGGUUGGCCUGGCCUGGGCGGCGGCUUCGUGGCCUUCCAGUGCGUGGGUCCUGGUAGAGCCCCGAAGCGGCCUCUCUUCUGUCCGUCACCUACGCGGCGGCAUCCUGUCGCUCUGCAGAGCCCGGCGCCUCCCAACCCGGCUCCGGAGGGCGACGUGGCCACCCCGUUUCCCGGCCCUCCACCCCCGGGGCGUGGGGGUCUCUGCCGGCCUCCCCCGCCCUCGCCCCUCGCAUCUAUUCCUCGCUCGCCAUGGAAGCGGCUUGGCGCCAGAUGGCGGCCGGCAGAGGCCGCGCCAGAGGCCGGGCGUCCGCAGCCCCGGCCCCGGGGAACGGAGUCCAGCCGCGCGGAGGCGGCCGGGGUAGCGGAGCCCCUGGGGCCGGCAGCCGGCCUGGGCCCGGCCGAGGGGCCGGCGGCACUACGACUCCUUCCCUGGCCCGGAGCCCGCCCGGCGGCCUCCCGGGAGCGGCGGCUACAGCGGCGCUUCAGGCCCCGGCGGCCCCGGAACUAAUUUCACAAAAGAAAUUUGAGGAAAUCAAGAAGGCUAAUCAAGCGGCAGCAAAAAAACUGGUUGAAGAUCACUUUAGUUCCUCUGAAGAAGAAGGAGAUGAAGAUACUGAAGGAAAGCAGGGGAAAAUUGUUGACAAGACAUUCAUAACUUAUACGAGUCAGAUAGAUGGAGAUAUGCGUGAAUUGGAACGAACUAGACAGUAUAUAAAUGAAGCUUUUCAGUCGGGUGCUAUGACAUGCUUAAUAUGUAUUGCUUCAGUAAAGAGAAACCAAGCAGUUUGGAGUUGUUCAGGAUGUUUCUGUAUAUUUCACAUGCCCUGUAUUCAGAAGUGGGCUAAAGACAGCCUGUUCCUUGUUUCUUCACCUUUGACAGAUGAUGACUUUGGAAAAAGAGACUAUCCGUGGCCUUGUCCAAAAUGUAGGUUUGAAUAUAAGCGAUCUGAAACACCUACUCGGUAUUAUUGCUAUUGUGGAAAAGUGGAAGAUCCACCAUUGGAUCCAUGGCUUGUACCUCACUCAUGUGGACAAGUAUGUGAAAGAGAAUUUAAGCCUCCUUGUGGACAUAAGUGUUUACUUCUCUGUCACCCAGGUCCUUGCCCACCGUGUCCAAAGAUGGUCACUAUCACUUGUUACUGUAAGAAGGCAAAACCAAUGUCUCGCCGUUGUAGUACCAAGGAGUGGUCCUGUCAGCAGCCAUGUGGUCGGAAGUUGUUGUGUGGCCAGCAUAAGUGUGAAAGCCCUUGUCAUGCAGGAAAUUGUCAGCCCUGUCCACGAGUUAGCAAACAGAAGUGUGUCUGUGGCAAACGGGUAGCUGAAAGACUUUGUGCAAGUCCUGUCUGGCACUGCGAUCAGGUAUGUGGAAAAACAUUGCCAUGUGGUUAUCAUAAGUGUGAGCAAGUUUGUCACCCUCUUGCUUGUGGAGAAUGUCCUCGAUCUGGGAAAAGAUUCUGUCCGUGUCAAAAAUCAAAGUUUUCUUUGCCUUGUACGGAAGAUGUACCAACGUGUGGAGAUAGUUGUGACAAAGUGCUUGAAUGUGGAAUUCAUAGGUGUUCACAGCGUUGUCAUCGAGGUCCUUGUGAAAUAUGUAGACAGGAAGUUGAAAAGCACUGUCGUUGUGGAAAACAUACCAAGCGAAUGCCUUGCCACAAACCCUAUCUGUGUGAAACUAAGUGUCUUAAGAUGCGUGAUUGCCAGAGGCAUCAGUGUAAGAGAAAGUGUUGCCCUGGAAACUGUCCACCUUGUGAUCUACCAUGUGCACGAGCUUUAGGGUGUAGAAACCAUAAGUGUCCCUCCAUCUGCCACAGAGGUAGCUGUUAUCCCUGUCCUGAAACGGUUGAUGUGAAGUGCAAGUGUGGUAAUACAAAGGUGACUGUGCCUUGUGGCAGAGAGCGCACCACCAAACCGCCCAGAUGUAAAGAAUUGUGUAGCCAACCUUCAACUUGCCAUCAUCCAAAUCGAGAGAAACAUCGGUGUCAUUUUGGCCCAUGUCCUCCCUGUCAUCAACCUUGCCAAAAAGUUCUGGAAAAAUGUGGUCAUUUGUGUCCUGCUCCAUGCCAUGAUCAAGCAUUAGUGAAGCAAACUGGCACGCAUCAGCCUGCAGGUCCCUGGGAACAAAUUUCUGAACCGGCCUACAUUCAGACUGCUUUGCCUUGUCCUCCCUGUCAAGUUCCUAUUCCAAUAGAGUGUCUUGGGAAGCAUGAGAUCAGUCCCCUGCCAUGUCAUGCUGUGGGUCCUUAUUCUUGUAAGAGAUUUUGUGGACGGAGUCUAGAUUGUCAAAAUCAUACCUGCAUGAAAGAGUGUCAUAAAGUUACUGAAAUGAAUGGCUGUGCUAAUGGAAAAAAGGCAGGGCCAGAAUGUCUUCAGUGUGAAGAAGCAUGCUGUAAACCACGGCCACCAGGUUGUCCUCACCCAUGUAUAUUGCCCUGUCACCCUGGAGAAUGCCCUUCCUGUGUUCAAAUGCUUAGAAUAAAAUGUCAUUGCAAGCUCAUAAGCUUAUAUGUGGAAUGCAGACAAUUGUCAGCUGCUGAUGAAGAUGAAAAGAACCUAUUGACUUCCUGCAAAAAUCAGUGUCCUAAAGAGUUGCCCUGUGGUCAUCGUUGUAAAGAAUUGUGCCAUCCGGGUGAAUGUCCCUUUAACUGCAACCAGAAAGUGAAACUCAGGUGUCCUUGCAAGAGAAUUAAGAAGGACCUUCAAUGUAGUAAAGUGCGAGAAGGCCGGGUUUCUCUAGAAUGUGAUGUCACGUGUAAGGAAAUGAAACGGAAAGCUUCAGAGAUAAAGGAAGCAGAAGCCAAAGCUGUCGUUGAAGAAGAAAAACGAAGACAGCAGGCUGAACUAGAGGCUUUUGAAAACAGAUUGAAAGGUCGUCGGAAGAAAAACAGGAAAAGAGAUGAAGUAGAAAUUGAACCUUCAGCUUGGCAAAAAUAUAAGAAAGUGUUCCUUUUUCUAGUGUGCACGAUUGUUGUGAUGUUUGCAUGGUAUGUGGCCCAUGAUAUGUAUUGAAAAGUUUUGAUCAAUUUUAAUAUACCUCAAUUUAAUUUAGCUUUAGGUAACAUUCUUAAAAUAUUAGUUCCUAUAUAUCAUAGAACAUGAUUUAUGUUCAUAUUCAUCUCUGUACUUUUCUUUUAUAAAGAGGGAAAAGGAUGUCAAAUGUUACUUUAACCAGAAUCCAAAAAAAGGGCAGUAUAGUAUAAUUGAAAGUAAUAGCAUGAAUUGAAAUUGUAAAAUAGCUUGAAUUAUUUACAAAGCUCUUGUUAAAGAGCAUUUUAUUACUUCAUAGUAUUUCUUUAUGUAAAUCUUCAUUUUUUGUUCUAACAAUGAAACUGAGCCAUAUUUGCUUUAAAAUUAACUUGUCUAAACGGCUUAUUACUUCUUACUCAUUAAAGAAUAAUUUCUUAGAUCAUGUAUUUUGUUUAGUGAUCUUGUGUAAUAGGACUUUUCAAAAUAAAAUCUUGAAAAUGUCUGGAUUUCAUAAUCAGGUAGUGAGAAAAAUUGUUUAUUAUACUUUAUCACUGUGGACUUUUAAUAUGUUAUGACAUUUUUGUUAGCUGUUUUGUUCAUCAGAGAAAAAAUUGAUUUUAUUCUUUAGAAUUUAUCAGAUGCAGAAAACACGAAGUUUCUAUUGAAGUCAUAGUACAUUUGACACAAUUUAAAUAUGUUCUUUCAAGGUGCAUUUCAGCUAGAAGAGUGGACAUAGUAUAAGACAAUUGACAAAUCUGGCUGAAAUUGUAAGUUAUUUUAAGCAGUUUGUUUAAUUUUUGUGACUAAUCUUUAAUUAAAAGUAUUUUAUUACCAA
Messenger RNA from Antechinus flavipes (yellow-footed antechinus), 5501 nucleotides. RefSeq names its product nuclear transcription factor, X-box binding like 1 (gene NFXL1). Gene Ontology annotation, cellular component: nucleus. The transcript has 22 exons. The record is from RefSeq and is a predicted model, not a curated record. Lineage: Eukaryota; Metazoa; Chordata; Mammalia; Dasyuromorphia; Dasyuridae. Gene Ontology annotation, biological process: regulation of DNA-templated transcription. Gene Ontology annotation, molecular function: zinc ion binding; RNA polymerase II transcription regulatory region sequence-specific DNA binding; DNA-binding transcription factor activity, RNA polymerase II-specific. Bases 1952 to 4708 code for a protein of 918 amino acids.